AUGAACAGUGCCCAGGACAGCCCACUUUCCACUGAAGAUGCUAUCGUCAAAGUAGUCCAUGACGCUUACAGCGACAAGGCCAGGACGGGAGCCGAUCUGUCAUAUACCUUCUCCGUUGCCAAAUCCUUUGGCUAUACCCUCGAACAGUUGCACUCCAUACCCGCCGAGUCCCAUCUUGGACUAAGCUGUGGCAACCCCGUUGCUGCGGCGUCUAUCAAAGACGGAGAAGUCGUACUAGACCUCGGAUCUGGCGGGGGUAUAGACAUCCUGUUGGCAGCCUCCAAAGUCGGUCCUCGGGGCCAAGCCAUCGGCUUGGACAUGUCAGAGGAUAUGAUCGCUUUGGCCCGUCGAAACGCUGCCAGGAAAAAUCUCCGUCCACCCCAGGUCGCCUUCGUCCAGACUCUACUAACAAAGCCUCUCCCCAUAGCUUCAGAAUCCGUCGACUGCGUCAUGUCCAACUGCGUUAUCAACCUCUUACCCAACGCCGGCAAAGCCGCGCUGCUCAAGGAAGUACACAGAGUCCUCAAGCCCGGAGGCCGCGUCGUCCUCGAUGAUAUCAUCGCAAAGAAGCCUUUACCUGACGCUUUGCGCUCUGACCUCGUCCUAUACAUCGGCUGCAUCUCUGGUGCGGUGCAGCUGGGAGAAUACAAGGAUAUCAUCACCGACGCCGGUUUUUCCGAUGCUGUUUUCGUCGAUACGCAUGGCGACUUGAACGUUUACACUCAGAGCGGCUCACCAGGGUGUUGUCCCCCCACAGUCGCUUCCACAAAUUGCUGCAGCACCCCCGCUCCAAGCGCGUCAAAGUGUUGCUCUCCCGCUCCAGGCAAAAGCAAUGACAGCGUCGCCAAGCUCGCCGACGUAAACGAAUGGGCAGCAUCGUACCAGAUAUACGCCAUCAAAUCAGGUGAGAAAAUGGUGACAGCGGCCGCCGAUGCUCCUUCUCCCCUGUUGAAUUGGUGGGACGCCUACCCAAAACCCAAAAGCUCUCCUCCGAACUUGACCUGCGGUCAAGUCGCGGCGCUGCUGAGAGACCCAGAAGAAGUAGAUUAUGCGGUAGUAGACGUCAGGAGGAACGACCACGCCGGAGGUCACGUACGCGGCAGCUUCCAACAUGCGGCGCAGACUUUUUACGACGAGUUGGCAAACUUACACAAGACAUUCGGGCUCAAGAAGCAAGUCAUAUUUUACUGCAACAGCUCAAAUGGAAGAGGUCCUCGAUGUGCGGCUUGGUACCAAGACUUUCUUGAUGAACACGGCUAUACCCAAUCCAGGGCAUAUGUCAUGCAAGGCGGCGCCAAAGCGUGGCUUGACAAGUUUGGCGAGGCGGAGGAUUUAGUAGAUAGGGACUAG
Serpula lacrymans var. lacrymans S7.9 is the source of this 1350-nucleotide messenger RNA. RefSeq lists its product as uncharacterized. Gene Ontology annotation, molecular function: methyltransferase activity. Lineage: Eukaryota; Fungi; Basidiomycota; Agaricomycetes; Boletales; Serpulaceae. The record is from RefSeq and is a predicted model, not a curated record. Bases 1 to 1350 code for a protein of 449 amino acids. The transcript has 9 exons.